Messenger RNA from Charadrius vociferus (killdeer), 396 nucleotides. It is a transcript of the gene SNRPF, whose product is annotated as small nuclear ribonucleoprotein polypeptide F. Gene Ontology annotation, molecular function: RNA binding. The transcript is spliced from 3 exons. Bases 1 to 396 code for a protein of 131 amino acids. Gene Ontology annotation, cellular component: catalytic step 2 spliceosome; U1 snRNP. NCBI's taxonomy places the organism in Eukaryota, Metazoa, Chordata, Aves, Charadriiformes, Charadriidae. Gene Ontology annotation, biological process: mRNA splicing, via spliceosome. The record is from RefSeq and is a predicted model, not a curated record.
AUGGCCCUCAAAGCUGGUAAAUCCCGAGGUCAAAGGCACGCAACACCCGGCUGGGUGGGACACGCACAGCAUCGCUCCGACGUGGGGCGUCCGUCCCGGGCCGGGAGGGCAGCUGCCGCUCUGCCCGUCCGACUUUCAAGGCAAAAUAAGCUUGCUGCUGGCCUGAGGGGGCGAAACCGGCCUCGUGGGGCCUGCGGGACUGACAGGUGGCGAGGAGGUCGCAAGCCGGGAGGGAGGGAAAGGCCUACAGCCUUGAGGUGCGCACUUGCAAACACAGAGGAGUAUAUAGAUGGUGCGUUGUCUGGACACCUGGGUGAAGUUUUGAUAAGGUGCAAUAAUGUUUUGUACAUCAGAGGUGUGGAAGAAGAAGAAGAAGAUGGAGAAAUGAGAGAAUAG